Messenger RNA from Yamadazyma jaroonii, 1737 nucleotides. Lineage: Eukaryota; Fungi; Ascomycota; Pichiomycetes; Serinales; Debaryomycetaceae. The record is from the annotation of a GenBank genome assembly.
AUGUUCAACCCCAUGAAAUCAUACCUUACACUCCGUUCAGAUAUGCCCUUUGGCUUGAGGGUCACCAGGUGUCUCUGUAAACCAGUCAUUCUCCCAGUUCUUAGUUUAUACAUUUUAUUUGACUGGUAUUAUCGAUUUUGGUGUUACUUGUUCAAAGUGUUAACAACCUUAUCCAACCCUUUGAAUGUUUGGAAUUUGAUAUUCUCGAAGAGGGACUACCCUCUAGACCAGUCUGGCGUUAACCAUGAGUCAAGAAUCUCCUGGAUCAAAUACUUGAAUAUUGGUUAUUUGAAUUUAUUCAUGUAUGUGUUCCCUAUUAUUGGCAACUUCUUUUCCCAGAUGAACGAGAUAGUGAAAUAUGAAACCCUUAAAAUCACCAAUUUGAAUGACUACAGUAACUACGUCUUCGACCGGUACUUGGUGAAUGGUAAAAUGGUCUUCGAAAUUGGGUGGUCCAAGUGGCCCAGACCAGCAGGUUAUGAAUACCAAGGCAUUGAACUUGAAGAAAACGAUGGCUACAUGGAAUAUUUGGCCAAAAAAGACAUACCUUAUGAAACUUAUGAGAUAGACCAAAACUCUGUACACCGAGACAGCAUCUCACCAUUAGCUUUGACAUGUCCCUUUGACAAUAGGGGUGUUAAGCGUAAGAGUGAUGCUAGUUUGAGACAUAUCAAAAGACAAGACACAGUUCAGUCUUUGCCUUCGGACUUAUGGCUUGAAAAAGAAACAGACAAGGAUAGGAGGUUUGUCAGUGUUCAACCGUCACCAGGAAUAAAGAAGAAAAUCGAUGUGUUGACAUUACAAGCUAUAUCGACAACGCCAACAGAACCAAUUCCCACCAGACCUAGGAAGACCAUUGAAUUAGAUUUGACCAAGCGUAAUUCCAAGAGUAAGAAGUUACGUUUGAAGAUUAAAAGAAAAUCUAGGGGCCUCAGUGAAGAAGAGCUAUUGUUGAUUAUUGAAGAAAUCAAGAGAGUCAUCCCUCGACCAGGGUAUGAUGAUGGGUCGUUAGCUCCAGUAUUGGUGAGAUUAGCAUGGCAUUGUUGUGCUACUUAUGAUAAAGAAACCAACACCGGAGGAUCUAAUGGUGCCACUAUGAGGUUUAUACCUGAAAUUACCGAUGAAGGUAAUAACGGCUUGGAUAUAGCUAGAGCAGCUUUAGAACCUAUUAAGCAAGCAUACCCAAAUAUCUCAUAUAGUGAUUUAUGGACUUUGGCCGGGAAAGUGGCCAUUGAAAGCAUGAAAGGUCCACACAUUGAGUGGAAGAAAGGAAGAAUUGAUCAUAAAGGUCCUACUAAUGUUCCACCUAACGGUCGAUUACCUUUCGGCGAUAAAGAUGCCAACCAUAUUCGUACGACAUUUGCUCGUAUGGGAUUCAACGACCAAGAAGCUGUGGUGUUAUUAGGAUGUCAUGCCAUUGGUAGGUGUCAUAAGCGAAUUAGUGGAUGGGAAGGGAGAUGGACCCAAGAUCCGUUAAAAUUCUCUAACGAAUUCUUCAAAAACCUUAUUGACCAGCAAUGGACUUUGGGUGCUGUUCCAGAAACGGGGAAAUUACAAUAUUACAACCAUAACAAGCAAUUGAUGAUGCUUAUUACAGACUACCAACUUCUUAGUGAUGAAAGAUUCAUGUUUUGGGUAAGAACAUAUGCUGAUGAUGAAUCCCGAUACUUCAAAGAUUUCAGUACGACAUUUUCCAAAUUGCUUGAAUUGGGAAUGGAUAGAGAUAGCGGGAUCUAA